AUGCGUGCUCUGUACGGUUCCGCCUGGCCCUUCCCCAAGAAUGGGACAGGACAAGCACGAUCAACGGACGAUCAUGAUUCGCUCCACAACACAGUUCCAAGGAGCUGCGUCGAGGCCUUCCUCCGGCUGCGACACGCUGCACUCCUGGACUCGGUCCCUCGGGGCCCUGCGCAUGCCCCCAUACUGCGUGGUACAGAACCUGCUCACCAGGAACUGAGGAGAUACCUCGCUCACUGCCUUGCCGACGACACAUCCAUCUUCCAUAGUAGCAACAGUGAUGCGACGGGGAUAGCCACAGAGGCGACAGGCCUAGGAAAUGCUAUGGCUCGACGAUCAGCACUGGGUGUAGGAGUACGGAGGGACAGGAGGCCUCUCUCCUGGCCGGGCUCGAAGGAGCCCCCAAGGCAACGGAGAGCCAAAGCUAGUGAUGGCACUAAUCACUCGCCGUGCUGGUUGAGACGGACCCACACGUGA
This is a messenger RNA of Giardia duodenalis, 474 nucleotides long. RefSeq lists its product as uncharacterized. The record is from RefSeq and is a predicted model, not a curated record. The coding region runs from base 1 to 474 and encodes 157 amino acids. Lineage: Eukaryota; Fornicata; Diplomonadida; Hexamitidae. The transcript has a single exon.